Messenger RNA from Xyrichtys novacula (pearly razorfish), 11650 nucleotides. NCBI's taxonomy places the organism in Eukaryota, Metazoa, Chordata, Actinopteri, Labriformes, Labridae. The record is from the annotation of a GenBank genome assembly.
AUGGACUUUAGAAAUAUCAAGGACCAGGUAAUAAGUUAAGCCGUGUCACUCAGUGUUGUAAAAGUAACGGUACGUCCUGCCGACGGCUGGCUAGUCCUGUUAGCGAAAUGUCGAGCAAAGUUUGAUGCAAAGCUAUUACAUGUUCCUGAUAACUUCAUUCACAAAACUAAAUGAAUAUCAGUUUUCUGUGUGAUUUGUUAAAUGCAUGUACCCACGAGUGGGCAUUCAGAUGUCCACCGCCGGAUGAAGUCUAAAUCCUGAUCAAUGAAAGACAGAUUAUUUCUGUUGUAGUGUUUUCUAUGCAAGAUCGGAUUAAGUGGGUCGUUUCUACGAUCCCCAAGAAAGUACUGCACCUUCACAGACAUAGGAUGUGGGGUUUUGCACGACAAUUGUUCUCUUUAGACUUAUAACAGUACUAUAAAGUUUUUCGAAAUGUCCUCAACUUUGGUGAAGCUGGUUGCAUUGUUUAUACUCCUCCUUAAAAGCCCCUAAAACCAACACAUUCAGCAGCCUUGUAUUCAGCAAGUUUGCUGAGAAAGUAGCUGAGAUCCUGUGCCGAGGCUGUUUGUUUUGCAUCUUGUUGCUUUCCCCCCCAACUGUUAAUCAGAGUUGCAUUCAAAUUUUAAUGAUUACAAAUGAACUAUAACUCCUAUUUUUCAUUCUGUUGUUCCCCUUUUUUCCCCUCAAAUCUCGCUUUCAGUCUCCAUUGGUCCAGGCCAUAUUCAACAGAAAUGCAGAAGAAGUGACAUUUUUGUUGAACCACAAUGAAGAUGUCAAUUCACCGGUAAGAUCUAUCAGAACCUCUCUGUGCAGCUGUGAAGUAAACUUGAUUGCAUUAUGGUUAGGUGGAGUUUACCCAAGUUGAACUCCUUGUACCUGUGCACAUACUUGACCAUUAAAAUUUGUACAUGUUUUAGCAAAGUUGGGGAAUACCUCAAAUCUUUUUCACCACCUGAAGCAGUGCCAUGCGGCAGAGCACAUGCAAUGCAAAAGGUUACAAACCCCAAGUGGAGCAAGGAGCCCAUGGCGCCUGUGGAGCCAAAACAGCCGACCAUUCAGUCCGCAUUUUCUAGCGCAACGCCUUACUACAAAACGUGAAAGAGACACAAAGAUCUCACAGAUGCAGUAGCUUAUUGUAUGGCAAAAGACAUGCUACCAAUAAGCACUGUUAAAUUUCAUUUUUUAUAUUGUGAUAUACAUCAAUAUCGACUGAUAUGAAAAAAUAUAUUGUGAUAAACUUUUUCCAAUAUCACCCAGCCCUAUUCUGGACCUUAUAUUAUGCUUGUAAAGAUGUUUCAGUGAGCCAAGUGUUAAUCAAAGCAUAUUGAAGUUGUUUUUGCUAUUUAUUUAUUUGCUAUUUAAUGUACUUUUUCAGGACCAAGAGCAAAGUACACCCCUUCAUGCUGCUGCUUAUUUGGGUGACGUCCACAUUAUGGACCUACUCAUUACUUCGGGUAGGAAAACUGUUACAAUAGUUUGAUAUUGUCAAGAGUCGUAAUGAAAUUUUUUAUUAGGAAGCCUUUGAUCAGUUAAGAUGAAUGAAUUUAGUACAGAGGAGCUAAAACCGACCAAAAACACUCCUAAGGAAAAGUACGUUUGCCUUUGCUUCCUGCCACAGGUGCACAUGUCAAUGCCAAGGACCAGGGUUCAUUGACACCUUUACAUCGAGCUGCUGCCUCAAGAAAUGAAGUAUGUUACCAUUUUGAAAACAGAAAUACAAGAUUUUCUAAGGAAUUGAAGACAAAUUAUAACAUUUUGUCUUUUCUCUCAGAGGGCAGUGGAGCUGCUACUUCAGCACGGAGUGGAGAUCAACACACGGGAUAGGUUCUGGCACUCGCCUUUACACAUGGCGGCAGCAAACUGGGCCACAGGCUGUGCUUCUGCUCUAAUACCACAUGUGCGUAGCCUAGAUGUUCCUGACAGGUCGGGCAGAGCACCACUGCAACAUGCAGCGCACAGUGGCCAUGGAGAGGUAAGAGUCUUUUUUUGUUUGUAUUGGAUAUGCCAUAUCUUAUAACUAUAAUUUCAUAGUUAACAUAGUUGGAAAGUAGGCACGCUUGUUGUUAUAAUAUUGAUAUUUGUUAUAUUAUUGAUUAAGUUUUUUAACAAUGUGUGCUCCUCCCUUAAAGAAUAAGGGCUGAAACGUGUUUGAAUAAAAUUGUUAUCUGCGUAACGUCUCCCUAGAUGGUGGGCUUGCUCUUGACCAAAGGUGCCAGUGUGAGUGCCAAAGACAAGAAGGAUAGGCAGGCAAUCCACUGGGCUGCAUACCUGGGUAAGACUGUUGUCACAUAAUUUGACAAAUGUUACAAAGAGUAAAUAUCACAAAAUAAAAUAAAAACAACAACAAAAAAAACUCCUAAAAAAAAGCUGAUUGUUGUGUACUGAAAAAAAAAAUCAAUUAAGUAUAACACAAAAUACAUUUUUCUUUGCAGGUUAUGUGAUGUCCAUAAUUUCAAAAUUAAGUUUGUACAAAAAAUCUGUGUAAACAAGGUCAAAUUUGGAUAGAUAUUUUAUUAAUUAAUGUUUGCCUUUUUGCAUACUGACCAGCAGUAGUAAGCAAGUCCUGUGUGCCGAUAUGUGCUGUGCAUAAAUAAUGCUUUAAGUAAAGUUUUUUGUUUGUUUGUUUGUUUUUUUAGGACAUGUUGAGGUUCUGAAGUUGCUGCUGUCGCACGGCGCCGAUGUGAUGUGCAAGGACAAACAAGGUUACACUCCACUUCAUGCUGCAGCAGCUGGUGGACAGUUGGACGCGGUCAAAUACUUAUUAAAACUAAUGGCAGAGGUGAAGAGGCCUAAUCACAUUACUAAAGUACAGAAUAGUAUUUAAUAUCCGCAAGGACAUUUUUUGCAAUAUUACUGGGUCUGCACUUUCCUGCUGCAGACAAGGCUCUUAUUAUUCAAAUCUCUAGAAGUUUUUUUUUACUUAUUAAUUUGUGUUUUCCCUCCGUUUUUCAGACUGACGAACCCAACCUUUUUGGGAAUACAGCACUUCAUAUAGCCUGCCACACGGGGCAGGAUAUGGUGGCCACUGAGCUGGUGAACUGUGGUUCCAACAUCAAUCAGCCAAACCACUUUGGCAGCACACCGCUGCAUUUGGCUGCCGCCUCUGCCAGCGGGGUGCUGUGUCUCGAGCUGCUGAUCAACAAUGGUGCUGAUGUCAACGUGCAGGUUAAGAACUUGUUGAAAUAAGUGCUUCUGAAAGGGACAGCAAAAGGAGGAUUUGCACUAUUGAUGUGUGGCCAUUAGCAAAAACAUUGAAACAGCAGCCUAAAUGGUUUAGAGUCGUCUUUUAACAUGUUUUCUUUCUUUGAUGAACAGAAUAAAGAAGGGAAGAGCCCUUUGCACAUGGCUGCCAUGCAUGGGCGCUUCACAGGCUCCCAGAUUCUGAUCCAGAAUGGUAAAAGAAAUUAAAAACAUGUUCAAACUAUCCACAAGAUUCUCUGAAUUACUUAUACUCAAGACUCUUCUGUUUUAUAUCAGAACAUGUCGUCAGUAAAGUUUAAUAUUUUUUCUUGCUGCACACAGGUGGAGAAAUUGACUCUGUUGACAUGUAUGGAAACACUCCUCUUCAUGUUGCUGCCAGAUAUGGACAGGAGUUACUGAUCAGCACUUUGUUGACAAAUGGUGCUGACAAGACCAGGUUUGUCCAGCUAAACCUAAUAUUGUUUCAUCUUUUCUUCCUCGUUUGCAAUGUGAUUCUUUCGCACAGUCACAAGUCUCCUCUCUAAGUGCUUGAAAUGAUAAAUUCAUGAAGCAUGUCAGCUGUGCACAAAAUCUUCGCAAGACUUCUUAUGCUUGAUAAUAUUUUAAGAUCAUAAUCAAGAGGUUCCCCUGAUUUUUUUUUUUUUAAAACGUAGAGAAAAUAGAAAUCAUUCAUGUUAAAUGAUUUUGGUGUUGAUCUUAAGACAGGGGGUUGAUGGGAUGCUUCCUCUCCAUUUGGCGGCUCUGUAUGGGUUUCCAGAUUGCUGUCGGAAGUUACUGUCGAACGGUGAGAGUCUGUGGGCGUUGUGCUUUUCCUCUUUUUACAUUUUGGUUGCCGUCACAACUCGAAAUAUUUUCACCUAAAAGUGUCUUUUUCUGAUCCCUCAGGUCAGUUUUAUAUCAUGCCUUCUCAGAUGUCAACAACAGGGUUUGAUAUUAACAUGUUAGAUGACCACGGAAGGACGUGCCUGCAUGCUGCUGCUUCUGGAGGGUGAGCUUUUAACAUAAACACACACAUAUUGUUUUAAUUAUUAAUAUUAAAUUUUUUGCAUGUUUCACUGGAGCUAUUUUUUAUUUGUGUUUAUGUUUAGCCAGAGUUGUGUUUUGUGUAAGGCUAUAGAGCAUUUGCAUGCUAGUUGUCAUUUUUCUUAUAUUGUAGAGGUGAAAUGAUUUUGUGUUUAGUUGCUUUUCAUUGACCAAAUAGGAGUAUUUAAUAUUUUGUCCCUGUGUCUGCUGAUUAAAAACUUAAAGAGUGAAUCCGAAUUAAACUUUCAGCAUAAUUACUUUAAAGCUUUCACACCUAAUCAUCCAAAUUUAACUCUGCUACCAUUCACAAAGUAUUUUCGGUUUUCAAAACCCAGCUAUUUGGAUAUUAAAUCAAACAAAUUUUUGAAGAAAAACUAUGUAAAUCCUUUGAUUCCCAAUUCUUAAAUGUGAUUAUUUUCAUGUUAUUUCUUUCUUUCUAUAACAGUAAACAGAAAAUCUCUGUUACAAAUAAAACCUCUUAAAACCUCAUUUUUGGUUUAAAAAAACACAGAUCAACAAAUUGCACAAUUACCCGUGACUUUAUUGAUCAAAUAACAGAUGAAUUACCAGAAAAGUGAACAACUGGUUUGUUGACAUUGAAAGUAAUUGUUAGUUGCAGCUCUAAUCAGCCUUACUUUCUUGAAUGUCUUUUUGUGUGACAGGAACGUGGAGUGUCUAAACUUGCUGUUGAGUAGUGCUGCCGAGCUGGACAUAAGAGAUAAUUUAGGAAGGUAAGGAGUGCUAAAUGUCUUAAGCUAAGAUUAUUUUUCUCUGCUCUGCUGCGACCUGAUUUCACAGCUGUCUUUUCUCCCGUUGCACAUCACAGGUCUCCUUUGCACUAUGCUGCAGCUAAUGCUAACAGCCAGUGCACAAUCUCUCUGGUGAGAGCCGGCGCUCAGGUCAACGAGCUGGACCUGACUGGCUGCAGCCCUCUGCACUACGCUGCUGCUUCACACACCUUUUGUGGGUAAGAAAGUAUUUGCUUUUUCAAUUAUAUUAAUCGUGAGUAAACUAGAAUGACAACGCUGAGAACAUUUCUGAUGAUUCUCUUUAAUUCACAGAGAGGACGCAAACCCUGAGCCUCACUACAGUUUGGAAAGGGAACAUGAAGCCUCUCUGUAUGUUGCAUAUUUACCAUAAAACACAUCUUGUUAAUGAUUAUUGUCUUCAUGCCGACACAUCGAGCUGCUCUUUUCUCUCAGACAGUGAAUAACGCUUACAGGAUAGUUCAGGUCUGUGUUUGUGUUUGUGUUUAACAGCAAAUCACUGAGUUAUUUAAUGUAAAACUGAGAACCAAAAUAAUCAGUCAAAUCUCUGCAACCAUUAAGCAAGAGUAAAAAUAAAAGAAAAUGUCCGACUGAAUGAGUUAUUAGCUUUUUUCUUUUUUAUAGAAUAUGAUAUAAACAGGAAUGAAGUUCUAUUUAGGUUCUUCCUUAUUAAAAGCUAUUAAACUUUUACUUUAUUGAAACAGACAUUUUUCUUUUUUUGUGAUCAUGACUACGUCCCAAAAACAUUUGCAUGGGAGUGUUUAUAAAGAAAUCGGCAUAAUAUCUGUCUUACAUUAUUUUGUAUUACUGUAAGAAAAAUACUUAGCAGUACUCUUAAUACUCUGCUCUCUGUGUUCAGGUGCUUAGAUUACCUCCUCGACAAUGGGGCAAACCCGACUCUGAAGAACAGCAAGGGUUACAGUGCAGUUCACUAUGCAGCAGCGUAUGGGAACAAGCAGCAUCUGGAGCUGGUCAGGCCUUCAUUUUUUUCCGCUCCUUCCUCUAAAAUAGGAGAAUAUAACUGUUUUAUGUAAUCAUGCGUCCUCUGUCACUUUUGUAGCUUCUGGAAAUUUCAUUCAACUGCCUGGAGGAGGCUGAAAGUAAUAUUCCAGUCAGUCCUUUGCACUUAGCUGUAAGUACCUGUGAUCACAAUUAACACAAUCAUGUGACUUUUCAACAAGAUGGCACAUUUUAUAGACCUGUAACUACUCUGUUCUUGUAUAUUCUAUUGAUCCAGGCAUAUUAUGGUCACUGUGAGGCGCUCAGUCUGCUGUCCGAGACAUUGGUGAGUCUGGACGUGCGGGACAUUGAGGGUAGAACUGCACUCCAUUUGGCUGCACAGAGAGGUUUUGCCCCCUGUGUGGAAGUGCUGCUGGAGCAUCAAGCCUCCUUCACACUGAAAGAGCACAAGAAAAAAUGGACUGCUUUCCAUGCUGCAGGUGUGUGUGUGUAUGUGUUUGUGUAUGUGUGUGUGUGAAUUCUUGAUUUGUGUGUUCGAGCCUUGGGUGUUAAAGAAACCAACUUGCAAUAAGACUGAAAAAUAUACUGUAUACUUGGUUUUGGUGUUGGUUUUGUGGUUAUGUGAGAUGACUAUGAAAAAAAUUGGUCUCCUUCAAUUUAUAAUCUAAUUCAUUGAGUCUCUGUUGAUUUUUUUUCUCUCUUACUUUUUCUUCUGUGCAGCUGCUGAGGGCCAAAUGGAUUGUCUGCUUUUGUUGGUCAACAGGGAACACAGUGCUGAUGUCAUUGACAGUCCAGAUACACAGGGACAGUGAGUCACCUAAAAGUUUAUAUUUUGACUGUUAUUAUUUAAUUAGAUACAAACAACAUAUUCACAGCUGUCUAUUCAGUAGUUUAACCUGAAACUUAUCAGAAUACUUGUUCAUGGUAAGACUUAACUGACAAUGUGACGUCAUCAGUUAAAGGGAUAUUCCGGCAUAGAAUAAAUUUAGGGUCAAACACCGUAACACUGAGUUAGACACCCCGUCGAGAGAUGAGUGUUGCUGACCGCUUGCUUCUCUAGUUAUACCAACUUUAGUAAUGACCACAGGAUAGCAGUACACAGCAGUCUUAGGAGCCACACACAAGCCUCAACCAAAACACCACGCUACAGCCACAAAUAAUGCUCAGAACAGCACCUAACUUCAUCAACAGAACAUAUCGGGUCCCAGCCAUAGUACUAGCCACCAAACAUCUUUUUUACUUUGCCUGAUUUCUUUAGCAAAGAGACUAAACGCAGCUCACCUACUCUCUUCCAGCUCCCGCUUGUUUGUGGCAAGACCUCGGGCCAGUCCAUUACAGACUGCUGUGGGGGGACACAGCUCAAGGGAGAACAUUUGUGAUCAUUACUUUAUCAUUUCCUUGAAGUAAUAAUCACCAUAUUAAUCAUUUUGCACUGCAGACGUGGUAGUUCUUCUGUCUUAGGGUCUCGGUCUGAUUGCAUUUCCAUGAAGAAAUGAUCAUAAAUGUUCUUCCUUGAGCUGCGUCACCCCCUGUAGUCCGUAAUGUACUGGCCCGAGGUCUCUGUACAAACAAGUGGCUGCUGGAAGUGAGUGGGUGGGUUGUGUUUCGUCUCUUUGCUAAAGAAAUUAGACAAAGUGAAAAAGAUGUUUGGUGGCUAGUGCUGUGGCUGGGACCCUGUAUGUACUGUUGAUGAAGUUAGGUGCUGUCCUGAGCAUUAUUUGUGGCUGUAGAGUGGUGUUUUGGUUGAGGCUUGUGUGUGGCUCCUAAGACUGCUGUGUACUGCUAUCCUGUGGUCGUUAAGUUGGUAUAACUAGAGAAGCAAGCAGUCGGCAACAUUCAUCUCUCGAGGGGGUGUCUAACUACGUGUUACGGUUUGUUUUGACCCUAACUUAAUUUUACACCAGAAUAUCCCUUUAAGUCUGCGUUUGACUCAAAAUCAACUCUCAUAGAUGUUUUAAAACAAACACUGUUUGUUGCUGAUUUUAUUAGAAUAUUGGAGUGAAGGAACUAAAUUCUACAUGCAGCAAAACUCUUAAGUGAUAUGGUCAUAUGGCUGCAAAUUUCAGGAAAAUAAGGUCUAUUUUAGCAGUCAACUCAUGUUUGUUUUUGUCCGCUGUAGGACGGCUCUCAUGCUGGCAGCUCUUGGACGUCACACCGACUGCGUCCACAUCCUUCUGGAGAAGGGUGCAAAGGCUGACGCUGUAGACAAAAAGGGUUUCACAGCGUUACACAGAGCUGUAGGUGUAUCUGCUGCACUUGUGUUUGAACAUUUCCCUGUGCAUACUUUUGUGUCCACAUCUAUGUUUCUCUCGCAUGUCAUAAUUUAUGUACUUCCUUGCAGGCCAUGUUGGGCAGUGAGGACUGUGUAUCUGCUUUGCUGGAGCAUGGAGCCUCUGCGCUCUGUAGAGACUCUCAGGGAAGGACCCCGCUGCACCUUGCAGCAUCCCUCGGCCACAUAGAGCUUCUCAAAUCUUUGUUAAAGGCUGCUGUGAAAACUGACCCUCUGGACUCCAUAUUGGACUACAGAGGCUACACACCCAUACACUGGGCCUCACACCACGGUGAGGCACGGCAAGAAACAGAUAGAAACACCACCUUGUAUUACCAUUUUGGUGUUGUAAUAUUUCCUUUCAGUGUGAAAUGAUUCACAUUAUUACCACUACCUUGCUAAGAUUGCAAUAUUGGGUUUUUAUCCUCUUGGCUCCGCAGGACGAGAGGGAUGUCUAAGGAUUUUACUUGAAAACAAACUUUUAAGCAACCAAGAAGGGAAUCUCUUCACCCCAUUGCACUGUGCUCUGUGAGUAAUCUCAGUGGACCAAAAUCAGACUGAUAACUUCACUGUGGCAUGUUAAAACUGACGUCUUUCCCUCGUGUUCAGAGUUAACGGACAUGAUGAUGCCGCUGAACUUCUCGUUAAGAUAAUCGGCCCCCAGAUUGUUCAUGCUAGCGAUGCCAAAGGAAGGUGGGUUCAGCUUUAUCUCAUGUGACAGUGCAGGUACAGAUUAUGAAGGAUGUCUUUACUGAAGUAUUUUUAUUUUUCUUGUGAGAUUUAAGUUUACAGGCAGCUGUUAAACAUCUUAUACAUGCAGUAAAGACUCUUUUGAGAAGUCAGUAUUAUCUCAGUUGAUGUUUGAUCUUGAGUGGUUGUUUUUUCAUUUCAAAAUUGAUGAUCUUUAUGUUUGUUUAUAUUUUACAAGGCUAAAAUGAUUGUGAAAUUGCAAUAUUUUGUUGCCGUCAAAGGAGCAUUAAACGGUAAAAGACGUUACACUGGAGGAAUGAAAACGCAAACUUUGCAAAUUGUGAUAGACUCAAACAGAAAAGUGUUUUUUUAAUGUUAAGAAGAACUGACUGCGUUGGUCCAUUCUGUGUUAUCACUUUUUGUUGUAUGGUUGCAGGACCCCGCUGCAUGCAGCUGCUUAUUCAGGAAAUGUUGCUGGGCUCCAGCUGGUCCUGGCCCAAUCAGCUGAUGUCAAUGUUGUGGACCAUCGUGGGUGCUCUGCUCUGAUGAUUGCUGCUGAGUGCGGACAUACAAGAGCUGUUGGUAUGUGGUUGAAAUAAUUGUACUGUUUGCUUAUAAUGAAUGUCUUUAAUCUAAGAAAAACCUGAAGACAUAAUUUUUAGACUAGAGACAUGCAAACUGAUUGUGUCCUAGAUUUUUUUUUCUCUGUAUUUUUGCUUUUAGUGGGUAGGUAUCAUAGUUUUGACCCUUACAAUCCACUUAAGUUUACUCUCAAAUCUCUGCACCACUGAUCCUUGUUGCACUGAUUUUAAGUUUCAACACCUAAAUGCUAAAUGCUGAAAGUCUUGUGUGAAAAUGGAAAUAUGUGGUGAUAUCUACCCUGUGUCUGCUUUGAAAGGUGUCUUAUUUUCUGUAUUUCAGAGUUCUUGCUGCACAAAGCGAAGCCCGACCUGACACUGGUGGAUGUCAAUAAUAACACUGCCCUUCACUUAGCCUGCAGCAAGGUCACAUACACAUACACAAGCAUGAACCGUGUGCAUGCACAGGCACAAUAACAGUAGCAUGUGUGUAACAAUAUUGUGUAAUAUUGAUUUAAAGACUUCCAGAGGAGGUUACAACCUGCUAAAAUAUGAUCUAUUUUCUGCUGAUAUUUUUGUUUUCAAGUGUAAACAUAUUUAAUUUAAACUGUGUGAAUGAACUGGUAGCAAAUUAGCAACAGCCAUAAACUCUGAAAAGACUGUAAGGAGUGAGAAUUUAGCUAAUGUGCUGUGAUGAUGCUACUCUUACUGGAAUUCUUACGGUGCGUUCGAGUUACCUCAGAAGUCAGAUGUCCGAGCAGGGAAUGACGUCACACCCGAGUUUCCAGCGUUUCAGUUACCAAGUCCGAAAAAAGCACAAUCGGAGGCGGAAACAAGAUGGCCACAUCCACGAAAGUCAUUUUAGCGCUUGCCUUGUCCUUGCUUAUAUUCGGACAAGGCAAGCACUAAAAUAACUUUCGUAAAUGUGCCAUCUUGUUUCCGCCUCCGAUUUUGCUUUCUUCCGACUUAUGCUGGUAACUCGGGUGUGACGUAAUUCCCAGCUCGGACAUCUGACUUCCGAGGUAACUCGAACGCACCAUUCAUAUCAAUUUGAGUUAAAAGGCAGGAUUGAUUACAUAAAAAGAAAAACACUUUAACAACUUUUGUGAUGCUUGGACAGCUCUUACAUUUUUCUGUAACACAUGAUCUCUUGUAACAAUGUGUCUGAUUGUGCAGGGUCAUGAGAUGUGUGCUCUGUUGAUCCUCGGAGAGAUCGGUGACUCCUCUCUCAUAAAUGCAACAAACAGCACCCUCCAAAUGUAAGUUUUUGUUAACUUGCUGGUAGACAAUACACUAGGAUAGUUCAGGGUAUUCACAAUUGUGUCUGUGGAAGAUUUAGCAAUUUGAAUUGUCAUUAAAUUGAUUGUUACAUGGAAAAAAAAUAUGUAACAAGUACAACAGAUUUUGAAAACCAAAGUAUAACAUUACGAAUUCAAAAUAAAGUAAUUAUUUGCUUAGAAAUGUCCCAUAUAUACCUCAAUGAACAGUUCUAAUGCUUAUACACUGUCUUUGGAUCUUCUGGCUAUUCAUUUAAGAUACUUUUAUGUUCAGUUCUCUUUCUGUUUCUCUUGAGAAUAAAAUGUGAAGAAAAAAAAACUGGGGUGAGAGUGGUGAAAAGACAAAGCCAUCCUGGUACAAAAAUUUGUUUUAAAGUUUCAAGGAAACUGUGUUUGUCCCUAAUAGUUCUGCAUUUCAAUAUAUCACUCAAUGUUACAUAAUUGUCUGCCCAAGCAAUCUGUGACAGAUCUGUCUGUUCUUCUCACACAGGCCCCUUCACAUUGCAGCGAGGAGAGGCUUGGCGACUGUAGUGCAAGUGUUACUGAGCAGAGGAGCAGCAGUCAUGGCCGUAGACGAGGAAGGUAAUCAGGGUUAAUUAUAUCAUAUGAUUGAAUACCAUGGAAGCCAUGUUUCUUAUUUAAAAACUAUUAGUCAGUGCCAUCUUGUGGUCAUGAUGUUCCUGUUCGCCCUCUGCAGGACACACACCAGCUCUGGCCUGCGCCCCGAACAAGAAUGUGGCAGACUGUUUGGCCCUGAUCCUCUCAACCAUGAAGCCUUUCCCACCCAGAGAGGCCGCUGCUGGUGCAACCUCUCACUAUAACUCCAUCCUAAACUGUGGCAUCAAUUCCACUUGCGGGUCCAAUGGUAACCUGUGUCAUGCCUAA